Messenger RNA from Papilio machaon (common yellow swallowtail), 930 nucleotides. RefSeq names its product probable maleylacetoacetate isomerase 2 (gene GSTz1). Gene Ontology annotation, molecular function: glutathione transferase activity; maleylacetoacetate isomerase activity. Gene Ontology annotation, biological process: L-phenylalanine catabolic process; glutathione metabolic process. Lineage: Eukaryota; Metazoa; Arthropoda; Insecta; Lepidoptera; Papilionidae. Gene Ontology annotation, cellular component: cytoplasm; mitochondrion. Bases 94 to 756 code for a protein of 220 amino acids. The transcript is spliced from 5 exons. The record is from RefSeq and is a predicted model, not a curated record.
AACAGUUUUGUUUGUCUCGCGAUCUCAGCAGCAUCCUAGACAAUAUUACAAUUCUAAUUAUUACGUGAAAAAUAUAAAUAUCAAGUGAUAGCCAUGAGCAAGCAAGAAAUAACACAAAAGCCAGUACUAUAUUCAUACUGGCGGAGCUCAUGCUCAUGGCGUGUGAGAAUUGCUCUCAAUUUGAAAGAGAUUCCAUAUGACAUCAAAGCUGUUAGCCUUAUAAAAGGGGGUGGGGAACAACACUGCAAUGAAUACAGGGAAGUCAAUCCAAUGGAGCAAGUACCAUCAUUAUCUAUUGAUGGGCAUACAAUAAUAGAAUCUUUGAGUAUAAUGCAUUAUCUAGAAGAAACUCGGCCACAAAGGCCACUAAUGCCACAAGAUUGUUACAAGAGAGCCAAAGUAAGAGAAAUAUGUGAGGUUAUUUCAUCAGGUAUACAACCCCUUCAAAAUCUAAUAGUUCUGAUACAUGUGGGAGAAGAGAAGAAGAAGGAGUGGGCGCAGCAUUGGAUCAUGCGAGGAUUUAGAGCUGUGGAGAAAUUGCUGUCUUCAUCAGCGGGGAAGUAUUGUGUGGGAGAUGAAAUCACCUUGGCUGACUGCUGUCUUGUGCCACAAGUGUUUAAUGCAAGGAGAUUCCACGUUGACUUACGUCCUUUUCCAAUAAUUCUGCGCAUUGAUAGAGAACUAGAGAAUCAUCCGGCGUUCCGCGCUGCACACCCAUCCGCGCAACCAGACUGUCCGCCAGAGGUUGCUAAGUGAACGGAUCAACAUGAAUGAUACUCGAGUACAUUGAAGAUACAAACACCAUAUUGUCAAAGGAAACUGAAGUGUUGAGCCAAUUCUAUCUCAGAUAUAAUGACCGUAACAUGUCAAAAAAAAAACUUUACUCUAGUAAGUUUUUAUGAUUUUGUUUUUAAGUUUUUUACAUCUAAA